Molecule: messenger RNA, 1311 nt
Organism: Cynara cardunculus var. scolymus (artichoke)
Lineage: Eukaryota; Viridiplantae; Streptophyta; Magnoliopsida; Asterales; Asteraceae
Product: trafficking protein particle complex subunit 13-like
Exons: 12
Coding region: 1-1311 (436 amino acids)
Cellular component (GO): TRAPPIII protein complex
Source: RefSeq, a predicted model, not a curated record
AUGAGCAGCACGCAGGCGUUACACUCGCUGGCCUUCAGAGUAAUGCGGCUAUGCCGUCCAACGUUCCACGUUGAAACUCCUCUCCGAUUUGAUCCAUUCGAUCUCAUCGUGGGAGAGGAUAUGUUUGACACUCCCUCCGCCGUCCCUAGCCUCCUCCUCCACCCUCAUUCCGCCUCCAUGGAACCCUCACCUGCCGAUCUCACCUACCAUAAUCGGUUUCUCCUCCACGAUGAUUCCGAUGCCAUGGGCGUCCCUGGCCUCCUCGUCCUCCCUCAGUCCUUCGGGGCAAUAUAUCUUGGGGAGACAUUUUGUAGUUAUAUAAGUAUCAACAACAGCUCAAAUUUUGAAGUGAGGGAUAUAAUAAUCAAGUCAGAAAUACAAACAGAAAGGCAAAGGAUACUGCUUUUAGAUACAUCUAAAGCACCUGUUGAAAGCAUACGAGCAGGAGGACGUUAUGAUUUCAUUGUUGAACAUGAUGUGAAGGAGCUUGGUGCACACACACUGGUCUGCACUGCUCUGUAUUAUGAUGGUGAUGGCGAGCGCAAGUAUCUUCCACAGUAUUUCAAAUUCAUAGUUUCGAAUCCACUUUCUGUUAGGACAAAGGUCCGCGUUGUGAAGGAAACUACUUAUUUGGAGACUUGCCUAGAAAACAAUACAAAAUCAAACCUGUUUAUGGACCAAGUGGAAUUUGAUCCAGCUCCAUGGUGGAGUGCAACAUUACUUAAAGCUGAUGCUCACCAUUCACAGAAGGGUUGUUCGGCUAGAGAAAUAUUCAAGCCACCCAUUCUUCUUAGAGCAGGAGGAGGAAUUUACAACUAUCUCUAUGCAUUGAAAAUGUCAGCUGCACCAGCGAAAGUCGAAGUGAGUAAUGUCCUUGGUAAACUCCAGAUAACAUGGCGUACAAAUUUGGGGGAACCUGGGCGCUUGCAAACACAACAAAUAAUUGGCAAUUCCACCAUGCGAAAAGAGAUUGAUUUGAAAGCAGUGCAAGUGCCAUCUGCCAUCAUCUUAGAAAAGCCCUUUACGGUACACUUGAGCCUCACAAACCUGACUGGGAAGAAGCUCGGACCCUUCGAAGUUUUGUUAUCGCUGAGUGAUUCAAGAGAGGAAAAGGCUGUUAUGAUUAGUGGACUUCAAAGGAUGAAUUUACCAGUGGUCGAAGCAUUUGCAUCCCUGGAGUUUCAGAUGAAUCUAAUCUCCGCUAAACUUGGAGUGCAGAAAAUCACCGGCAUUACGGUGUUUGAUACAAUGGAGAAGAAAACUUAUGAUCCAUUGCCGGAUCUGGAGAUAUUCGUUGAAUCAGAUUUAUGA